AUGCCGGGAAGGCAGAGGACAGUCGACUUCCGUCUGCAAAGGCUGCCGGGGCUGCUGGAGAAGAGAAUGGAGGAGAGGGGAGCACGAGGGGGGCAGGGGCAGGACUGGGAGGAAGGGGGCAGCGAGGAGCGGAGGGAGCCCCCACCAGGCCUGGCUCUGCCCGGCAGCCCGGCCAUCCGAGGGCAGGACUGCGUGGACCCGGCGCUCCAGGGCUGGGGGGCGGGGGAGCGGGGAGGGGGCGGCCGACCUCUGCCCCCCGCGCCUCCCGGGGCGAGCCACACCCCCUUCACAGGCCGGGAGGCUGAGGCCGGGCUCUGCCUGUGCUCCAGAGCUCCCCACCCCAAGCCUGGGGUGGGGGGUCCGUCGGACCUGGUCCCCGGCCCCAGCCCCAAGCCGAGACCAGACCUGAGCCUCUGA
This is a messenger RNA of Rangifer tarandus platyrhynchus (Svalbard reindeer), 417 nucleotides long. NCBI's taxonomy places the organism in Eukaryota, Metazoa, Chordata, Mammalia, Artiodactyla, Cervidae. The record is from the annotation of a GenBank genome assembly.